Messenger RNA from Lipotes vexillifer (Yangtze River dolphin), 5189 nucleotides. It is a transcript of the gene ERCC6, whose product is annotated as ERCC excision repair 6, chromatin remodeling factor. The coding region runs from base 14 to 4471 and encodes 1485 amino acids. The transcript is spliced from 20 exons. Gene Ontology annotation, molecular function: ATP binding; ATP-dependent activity, acting on DNA. NCBI's taxonomy places the organism in Eukaryota, Metazoa, Chordata, Mammalia, Artiodactyla, Lipotidae. Gene Ontology annotation, cellular component: nucleus. Gene Ontology annotation, biological process: transcription-coupled nucleotide-excision repair. The record is from RefSeq and is a predicted model, not a curated record.
UAGUCUGUAGACGAUGCCAAAUGAGAGAAUCCCCCACUCAAGUCAAACUCAGGAGCAAGACUGUUCACAGAGUCAGGCUAUCAGUGAGAGUGCAGAGGAGACAAUCAAGCAGGAGAACCAUGGCGACGUGGAGCUGGGGGAGAGCCUCCCCUCUUGUUCCCCUGCUAAUGGACCCUCCACUUCCGCCAAGGGGUAUCCCUUGGAACUUCCAAGGAGAGGGCCAGCCCUGCUGCACAUCAACAGACAUCAGAUCCAGGCGGUGGAGCCCAGUGCACAGGCCCUGGAGCUGCAGGGUUUGGGUGUGGACGUCUAUGACCAGGAUGUGCUGGAGCAAGGGGUGCUUCAGCAGGUGGACAGCGCCAUUCAUGAGGCCAGCCGUGUGGGCCAGCUUGCCAACGCGGAGAAGGAGUAUCGGUCAGUGCUGGACGACCUCAUGUCAUGUACGACAUCCCUAAGGCAAAUCAAUAAAAUUAUCGAACAACUUAGCCCUCAAGCUGACACCAACAAAGACAUCAACAGGAAACUAGAUUCUGUAAAACGACAGAAGUAUAACAAGGAACAACAGCUGAAAAAGAUCACAGCAAAACAAAAAUGUCUCCAGACUCUCGUUGGGGGAGCAGAGGUAAAAGUCGAACUAGAUCAUGCCAGUCUGGAGGAGGAGGAUGCAGAAGCAGGGCCGUCCUCCCUCGGCAGCAUGCUCAUGCCUGCUCAGGAAACUGCUUGGGAAGAGCUCGUCCGCACUGGUCAGAUGACACCUUUUGGUACCCAGAUCCCUCAGAAGCAGGAGAAAAAGCCCAGAAAACUAAUGCUCAACGAAGCAUCAGAUUUUGAAAAGUAUUUGGCAGAUCAAGCAAAACUGUCCUUUGAAAGAAAGAAGCAAGCUUGUAAUAAAAGAGCAACUAAAAAAGCCCCGGCCUCAGUCACUUCUGAGCUGAGCUCAACACUCAGUGAAAACAAACCAGACAAGAGAGGCAAAGUUCUCUCGAAAACAGAUAAGCGCUUGAAAAAACACAUCAAGAAACUCCAGAAGAGGGCUCUUCAGUUCCAGGGGCAGGUGGGAUUGCUAAAGGGAAAGAAACCCUUGGAGUGUGGUGUGAGGCCAAAGACAGAGGGAGACUCUGAGGAUGAAGUGUCCGAGUACUUGCCCACGGAGUGGGAGCAGGGGGAGGCGGCAGGGGCUGACCUGUCUGGGGAAGACGCUGACUGUGACCGGAGACGGGUGCUCAGUCGCCAGAAACGGCAGAAGAAAGUCACAGUGCAGGAGAUUGAUGAUGACUUCUUUCCAAGUUCUGGGGAAGAAGCUGAAGCCGCAGGAGGAGGAGGAGGAGGUCGGAAAGUAGUGAGAUGCCGAGAUGAUGGAGAUGAAGAUUAUUAUAAGCAGCGGUUAAGGAGAUGGAAUAAACUGAGACUGCAGGACAAAGAGAAGAGUUUGAGGCUUGAAGAUGAUUCUGAGGAAAGUGAUGCCGAAUUUGACGAAGGUUUUAAAGUGCCGGGUUUUCUGUUCAAAAAGCUUUUUAAGUACCAGCAGACAGGUGUUAGGUGGCUGUGGGAAUUGCACUGCCAGCAGGCAGGAGGAAUUCUGGGAGACGAAAUGGGAUUGGGCAAGACCAUCCAGAUAAUUGCCUUCUUGGCAGGUCUGAGCUACAGCAAGAUCAGGACUCGUGGUUCAAAUUACAGGUUCGAGGGGUUGGGUCCGACUAUAAUUGUCUGUCCGACGACAGUGAUGCAUCAGUGGGUGAAGGAAUUUCACACGUGGUGGCCUCCAUUCAGAGUGGCAGUUCUGCACGAAACUGGGUCCUUUACCCACAAAAAGGAGAAACUAAUUCGAGAUAUUGCUCAUUGUCAUGGGAUUUUGAUCACUUCUUACUCCUACGUUCGACUGAUGCAAGAUGAUAUUAGCAGGCAUGACUGGCACUACGUGAUCUUGGACGAAGGACACAAAAUUCGGAAUCCAAAUGCUGCCAUCACUCUUGCUUGCAAACAGUUCCGCACCCCUCAUCGCAUCAUCCUGUCUGGCUCACCGAUGCAGAAUAAUCUCCGUGAGCUGUGGUCCCUCUUUGAUUUCAUCUUCCCGGGAAAGUUGGGCACGUUGCCUGUGUUUAUGGAGCAGUUCUCAGUCCCCAUCACCAUGGGAGGGUAUGCAAAUGCCUCCCCAGUACAGGUUAAAACUGCUUAUAAGUGUGCAUGUGUUCUACGAGAUACCAUAAAUCCAUACCUACUGCGGAGAAUGAAGUCGGAUGUCAAAAUGAGCCUUUCUUUGCCAGAUAAAAAUGAACAGGUAUUAUUUUGCCGUCUUACAGAUGAGCAACAUAAAGUCUACCAAAAUUUCAUUGAUUCCAAAGAAGUUUACAGAAUUCUCAAUGGAGAGAUGCAGGUUUUCUCUGGACUUGUAGCCCUAAGAAAAAUCUGCAACCACCCUGAUCUCUUUUCUGGAGGCCCCAAGAAUCUUAAAGGUAUUCCAGAUGAGGAACUAGGGGAAGAUCAGUUUGGACACUGGAAACGUUCUGGGAAAAUGAUAGUCGUUGAGUCCUUGUUGAAAAUAUGGCACAAGCAGGGCCAACGAGUAUUGCUGUUUUCUCAGUCCAGACAGAUGUUGGACAUAUUUGAAGUAUUCCUUAGGGCCCAAAAGUAUUCCUAUCUCAAGAUGGAUGGCACCACUGCGAUAGCUUCAAGACAACCACUGAUUACAAGAUACAAUGAGGACACAUCCAUAUUUGUGUUUCUUCUGACCACUCGGGUGGGUGGUCUAGGAGUCAACCUGACGGGGGCAAACCGAGUCAUCAUCUAUGACCCUGACUGGAACCCAAGCACAGAUGUGCAGGCCCGGGAGCGAGCGUGGCGGAUAGGCCAGAAGAAACAGGUGACGGUGUACAGGCUUCUGACCGCAGGCACCAUUGAAGAGAAGAUUUACCACCGACAAAUCUUCAAGCAGUUUUUGACAAAUAGAGUGCUAAAAGAUCCAAAGCAAAGGCGAUUUUUCAAAUCCAAUGAUCUUUAUGAGCUGUUUACUCUGACUAGUCCUGAUACAUCCCAGAGCACUGAAACAAGUGCUAUUUUUGCAGGAACUGGUUCAGAUGUUCAGACACCCAAACGCCAUUUAAAAAGAAAACUUCAACUGGCUUUUGGAACAGACCAGAACAUUCCAGUAGGUAAAAAGUUCCCUGGUUCUAACACAUCUGCAAAUGUUGCCACGUCAUCUGAAGAGAAAUCUACAGCUAUAGGACCUAAAGUGAAUGCAGUAACUUCUAAUCUAGGUGAUCCUUUGAGAGAUGCCCCUCAAACAUCUUGUAGUCUAACUAACAGUGAGAGGCUUGGAGAAGAGACAGAUGCAGUGUCCAGACUGCAGGAUUCCUCAGUGAUUCAUGGAAACGGGGAAGGUUCAGGUUCUCCAAGAAUCAGCAAAAUGUACAGGAUGUCUGGUGAGGGAAGCAUCGAUGAAAAGGAGGGUCUUUCUGAUAAAAGAGAAAGCUGCCGGGUUCAAACAGAACCUCUUUGGGAGAAUGAGCAAACAGAAAAUAAUUUUUAUAAGCACAAGUCGAAAACGAAACAUCAUGUGGCAGAAGAAAAGACCCUGGAGAAACAUCUGAGGCUGAAGCGAAAGCUUACGAGCUCUAAGCACCGCAGAGAUGCCAAGUUUGAGGGAACUCGAAUUCCGCACCUGGUGAGGAAGAAGCACUACCGGAGGCAAGACAGUGAAAAUGAGAGCGAGCCCAGGGAACGCAGCCAUGACGACUACGUGCUGGAAAAGCUUUUCAGAAAAUCAGUGGGUGUGCACAGCAUCAUGAAGCAUGAUGCCAUCAUGGACGGAGCCAGUCCAGACUACGUGCUGGUGGAGGCAGAGGCCAACCGUGUGGCCCAGGAUGCCCUCAAAGCACUGAGACUCUCUCGGCAGCGGUGUCUGGGAGCAGCAUCUGGUGUUCCCACCUGGACCGGCCACAGCGGGGUGGCUGGUACACCAGCAGGAAGAAAGAGAAGGUUUGGUCAGAAAAGGAGCUCUAGCUUCUCUGUGCAGCAUCCCUCUUCAACGUCUCCAAAGGAGAAAUGCCAGGACAGCACUAUGAAAAAGGAUGGAAAAGAUAAUGUUUCGGAGCAUUUUAGAGGAAAAGUUGAAGAUGCAGAGCCUUCAUCCGGGGCCCUCACUUCGUCCUCACUGUUGGCUAAGAUGAGAGCCAGAAACCACCUAAUUUUGCCAGAGCGCUUAGAAAGUGAAAGUGGGUACCUUCCAGAGGCUUCUGCUCCUCCGCCUUCCAGCGUGGAACAUGAUGACCUUCUGGUAGAAAUGAGAAACUUCAUUGCCUUUCAGGCCCAAGUUGAUGGCCAGGCCAGCACUCGGGAGAUACUGCAGGAGUUUGAAUCCAAGUUAUCAGCAUCACAGUCUUGUGUCUUUCGAGAACUAUUGAGAAAUCUGUGCACUUUUCAUAGAACUUCAGGUGGUGAAGGAAUUUGGAAACUCAAGCCAGAAUACUGCUAGUCAAUAUUACCUUCUGAACUUUAAAUUGACUUUUUCUAGUGGAAAUUUCUGAUUAUUAAUCUUGUGAUUAAUAAUCAUGUUUUGUCAAUGGAAGUUGGCUGCAUUUGAUGUUUACUUUGAAUGAUAGCUACCUCAUAAUUAAAACUUUAAGGAGGAAGAAAUUCUUCUCUGAAACUUAAAAAGUUUUAAAAAUACCUGGAUUUCUUUUUUUUUUCCCCAAAUACCUGGAUUUCUUUUUUUCUUUUCUUUUUUUUUUUCCAAAAUUAAUUAUGAAAUCAGGAACCUAACUGUUAAUCCUUGGAACACAUUUGUUCUUUUACCCAGAAGGUGCUGUCAGGGAAUACAUUACUACUCAUUUAGAAGUUUAUAGACCAGAACUCUCAAGAAUUCUUUUUAUUGGUGCUAAAAACAUGUCUUAUAUUCAGUUAGACCUGUUCAGUAAAUUAGUUCAUCAGUAUCUGAUAACAGAAUUGUUUUUGGUACCUAGCUUUUAAAUGUUUAAAUCGAUCAUUUGCCACCCAAAAAAGAGAUCGGACUUGUUACCUUUUGAGUCCUAUUAGUUGCCUUUAAACGAUCUUCUGUUAAGGUACUGUUAAAUUGACAAGUAUUUUUAUUAGUAAAGCAUGGAAUAGCUUGAUAGUAAAUGAUGAGACAUGUAUUUGCAGAAACUUGUAGUUUUCUCAGUUUACAGUGGCUUUAUUUUAAGCAAAGGGCACCU